AUGGCCAAGCAAAAGUCAACGCCAGUCGCCUCGCCCGCCGCAGGAGCGCAAGUAGAUGAGGCAUCGCAAACCUCGCAGACCUCGCAGCAGGCGCAGGUCGCGGAAACAUCGCCGGCGGAGAGGAUACUAGCGCUUCUCAUGCCCCCUCCUUGGGCGCGCCGCCUCAUAUUUGUCGCCCUAAUCUUCUACAUCACCCCGUUCCUGCUCACGCACUGGAUCGAGACGUCGGCGAAAUUGAUUAGGAUGAUACGGACGUUGACUGGCCAGAGAUGA
This is a messenger RNA of Colletotrichum costaricense, 273 nucleotides long. RefSeq lists its product as uncharacterized. The coding region runs from base 1 to 273 and encodes 90 amino acids. Lineage: Eukaryota; Fungi; Ascomycota; Sordariomycetes; Glomerellales; Glomerellaceae. The transcript has a single exon. The record is from RefSeq and is a predicted model, not a curated record.